AUGGUAUUACAACGCCGAGCCAACUUGGGAUUGCGACUAAAGCUGGCUAAAUGCGCGUUUUUGCAGAAAGAAAUCAGUUACUUAGGCCAUACCAUCAACAGCCAUGGGCUAGCACCAGACAAGAAGAAAGUGAUGGCUAUUCAAGCUGCACCUGAACCCAAAAAGUGUUACGGAAUUACGGUCCUUCUUGGGAGCUUGGCUGAAGCAGAAAGGAGAUAUGCGCAGAUAGACCGCGAAGCACUCGCAUUGCUGUUCGGAGUGAAGAAGUUCCACCAAUACUUGAGUGGAAGAGCAUUUACAAUCCUUACCGAUCACAAGCCGUUGGUCUCGUUGUUAGGAGAGAAUAAGGGCGUGCCGUUGAUGGCAUCAGGUCGCAUGCAGCGUUGGGCAAUAAUGUUGUGUGGCUAUCAGUAUAAACGACGUUAUCGACCAGGGACGACAAAUGCCAACGCCGAUGCACUCAGUCGGUUACCUUUGUCUGUUAAACCAGAAGUGACAGAGAAUCCUAGUGAAUCGGUGCUAUCACUGCACAUCUUGGAAAUAACCCCUGCCAGACCGAUAACAACUGUACAACUUCGGCAAUUUACAGACAGAGAUGGACAACUGGCAACUGUCAGGCAUUCUGUAUUGAGUGGAUGGCAGAGAGAAGUAGACUCCGAGCUCAGACAUUACUGGAAUCACCGGCACGAGUUAAGUGUCUUGGGUGGUUGUGUACUGUGGGGGUCGCGAGUCAUUAUACCUCAGAAGGCGUGGCCGAUGGUGUUAGAGGAAUUACAUGAGCCUCACCCAGGGGUAUCUGAAAUGAGAAGCCUAGCCAGAAGCUACAUUUGGUGGCCGGGGUUGGAUGCUGAUAUAGAGAAGAUAGCAAAAUCUUGCGGGACAUGCCAAGAGCAUCAGCGAUCACCACCAAAAGCUCCUCUUCACCCUUGGGCACAGCCAGAACGUGCGUGGUCGAGAUUACAUAUCGACUUUGCUGGGCCAUUCUUGGGGCGGUGGUUCUUUAUACUGUCAGAUGCGUACUCUAAAUGGUUGGAAGUAAACCACUGA
This is a messenger RNA of Corticium candelabrum, 1047 nucleotides long. RefSeq lists its product as uncharacterized. NCBI's taxonomy places the organism in Eukaryota, Metazoa, Porifera, Homoscleromorpha, Homosclerophorida, Plakinidae. The transcript has 2 exons. The record is from RefSeq and is a predicted model, not a curated record. Bases 1 to 1047 code for a protein of 348 amino acids.